GUCUGUGGAGUUUGCUGAUAUUCCAAAGAGUUCUAGGCUGUCCUAAGAGAAGAGAGCAACCCAGCAUCCUUUAAUUUUACCCCUGGUGUUCUUCAUUCUAGGGCCUUCUAGCUGGCAUACACGGAAGUCAUCUAACAAAUAGUAAAGGGAAAACCUACUUUGUUCCAGUGCUGUUUUACUCUGUGUUUUGGGUUCAGUUCCUUCCCUUCCCCUAAUUUCCCACCUCUCACCUCAACCACAUCCACCUUAUUUUACUACGAAAAAUGCUUCGGCUUCUGACCAAAAGGGCAAAAACUGUGGCUGGGCACAUGAGGACCACAAAUAACUAUUCAGUGCAAAAAUAUUUUAAAAACAAUGUUCAGAAUUGCAAGAUACAGCCUCCGACUUCAGUAAGAGUGCUAUCUAAGGCAACAAAUGGUCGUCCCAUAAACAGCUUUAACAGAGAUGAGGAAAAGAAUUUACCUUUAACCUUAAUGUUUCAUGACAUUAAAACUUCACAAGAUGUCCUUCUGAGGCAAUUGAGUAAUGUUGUUACUGCCGUGUCCACAAUCCAGGAAAAAAUUGACACUUACCAGAAGCAGAUGGAAGUGAUAGAAACCAGGGUGAGUAUUAAUGAAGACAGGCAAUUCAAAAUGGCUAAUGAUCUCCUCUUAAUAAAAGAAGAUGUUACAGUUUUGAAGAAGAUAGCCACAGAUCUCAAAGCUCAGAGUACGUGCUCCCCCUUACACUGCGCGGAGAUUUCUGAUGGAGAGGAGAACAGAGAGAUAGUGGAACUAAUCCACAAUGUCAUGGGACCUACAAUUCAACAGAAUUCAGCGGUGGCCACAGCUGAACUAGAGAAAGUCCACGGCACAUCAGGAUCUAGACUGCACCAAGACGAAAAAGCUGGCUCUCAGCUGAUAAAAACUUUGAAGGAAAAUAGUCAAGAAAACUCAGUAAGAAGCUUAAAGAAAGAAAAUUCAAAUAUCUAUGUUUAUCCAGACUUCAGUACAUGGAUCAAACUCACUUUUGUCCAUGGAGGGAAGUGGAGAUUUUUUCUCAGUGCUACCAAACUGGAAGAAUUCGUCCAAUGGGUCCUUACUAGGCCAGCAGUCUUCCCUGGAAAGCCCCAGCUCAUAGCCCAAAGACAUUAUCCAUUUGCUGGGCUUUUCACAUGCCUGACUACUCUAUGUCUAUCUGCUUUCAAUUACCUCUACUGCUUUUUUCAUUCUACAAAAGAACAAGUAACUAGAAUGUAGAGUGUUUUAGAGAGUCUAUUAUCUCAUGAUUUGACUGACAUGAAAUAAAUGUAUCUUGGUU
This is a messenger RNA of Trichosurus vulpecula (common brushtail), 1299 nucleotides long. It is a transcript of the gene CCDC54, whose product is annotated as coiled-coil domain containing 54. The record is from RefSeq and is a predicted model, not a curated record. Lineage: Eukaryota; Metazoa; Chordata; Mammalia; Diprotodontia; Phalangeridae. Bases 264 to 1238 code for a protein of 324 amino acids. The transcript has a single exon.